UUGAGAAAAGGGUGACUGUAAACACAAAGUUAGUCAUAAAACAUAGAUGAAGCGCUCCCUAUAAAUAACCAGAAGCAUCUACGUCUGCUGUUGAUGGCUCCUCCCCCGCUACCUGUAAAUCUGCGAUGCCAUCCUCCAACAAAUGGAUGUGACAGGCGGCUGGAGCCGAGAGCCAGAAUCAUCGACAAGAAACUCAAUAUUUCACCAUCAAUACUGGUAUUUCUGUAAAGGAUACUGGGAAAUAAACUGAGCUUUAACCUGAGGAGCGCAUUCAACAGUGCGCGGAGCUCAGAAGAAGCGGACCUGCUGAACACUGCGCUGUCAAACAAGGUGGAGGAGUGAGCGAAUCCAUCGACUGGCGAGGACAUCACGCCUCUUCGCUGUAACAAUAACAGAUCAAUAAACCACCGUUUAUACGUCAGGACUGCAAGAAAAAUCACACGUUUAAAGGUUGGACAAAAUGUGAUUUUUACGCACAGAUCAAACGGAUGACGCGCGAUUCCUGUCGCGAACGCGCAUCGUGAAGCGCACGACUGAUAUCGUGAUUUUUAAAAGAAGUUUUUAUUAUCCCUCCUGUGGAUGCUGGCGACCCAACUUUGCCAUCCUCGACCCCAGUGAAGCUAUCUGAGCAGGGAGAGGAGCGAAAAGGUGGUUGACUAAACAUGCGUGAGCCGUUGGGGCAUCAGGGGGCGCUGGCUGGAGCUCCCCAAAGCGCCUGAAUCACAGUUGAGUUGAUUUUUUUUUUUGUUUGUUUUAUUCAAGUGAGGGCUGGCAGGUGACCAGAAGUCGAUAAUGCCGAAAAACAAGGAUAAAUUCAACCCGUCAAUCCACAUAUCCAAGAUGAAUGUGAUCAUCCCGUUUUCACCCGACGUGCCCUGUGACAGCAACGGCCAGCGGAUGUGGUGGGCUUUCCUCGCCUCCUCCAUGGUCACUUUCUUUGGGGGUCUUUUCAUAAUCCUCCUGUGGAGAACUCUUAAAUAUCUCUGGACUGUAUGCUGCCACUGUAACGCCAAAAAGAAGGAGGUCCAUCGGAUCACCACCGGCGAUGGCAUUAAGCGUGCGGACAAGGAGGAUGCUGCAGCCAGCGAGGUGGGCUGGAUGACUUCGGUCAAAGACUGGGCCGGUGUCAUGAUAUCUGCUCAGACGCUGACAGGAAGAGUCCUGGUUGUGCUCGUAUUUGCACUCAGCAUCGGAGCCCUUGUAAUUUACUUCAUAGAUUCCUCUGAUCCUAUCGAGUCCUGUCAGAACUUCUAUAAAGACUUCACGUUGCAGAUCGACAUGGCCUUCAAUGUGUUCUUCUUGCUGUAUUUUGGCCUCCGUUUUAUCGCUGCCAAUGACAAGCUGUGGUUCUGGCUAGAGGUGAACUCCGUGGUGGACUUCUUCACAGUUCCUCCAGUGUUUGUAUCGGUGUACCUGAAUAGGAGCUGGCUGGGUUUGAGGUUUUUAAGGGCCUUAAGGUUGAUACAAUUCUCAGAAAUUUUACAGUUUUUGAAUAUACUCAAGACAAGCAACUCGAUUAAGUUGGUGAACCUGUGUUCAAUCUUCAUAAGCACAUGGCUAACUGCAGCAGGCUUCAUCCACUUGGUGGAAAACUCAGGAGAUCCUUGGGAAAACUUCCAAAAUUCACAGGCACUUUCCUACUGGGAAUGUGUUUACCUACUCAUGGUCACAAUGUCCACUGUUGGCUAUGGAGACGUUUACGCAAAAACCACCCUGGGUCGCCUGUUUAUGGUCUUCUUCAUUCUUGGUGGUUUGGCCAUGUUUGCUCGCUACGUGCCAGAAAUUGCUGCUCUCAUCCUUAAUCGGAAGAAAUAUGGAGGGAGUUAUAACUCGACCAGAGGCAGAAAGCACAUCGUGGUCUGUGGUCAUAUAACACUUGAGAGUGUGUCCAACUUUCUAAAAGACUUCCUACACAAGGACAGGGAUGAUGUCAAUGUAGAAAUUGUUUUUCUCCAUAAUAUUUCCCCUAAUCUUGAGCUGGAAGCCUUGUUCAAGCGCCACUUCACCCAAGUAGAGUUUUACCAAGGAUCUGUCCUCAACCCACAUGACCUGGCCAGAGUCAAGAUUGAAUCAGCUGAUGCCUGCCUGAUCUUAGCCAACAAAUACUGUGCUGAUCCUGAUGCUGAGGAUGCAUCGAACAUUAUGAGGGUAAUAUCAAUCAAGAACUACCAUCCAAAGAUCAGAAUUAUCACUCAGAUGUUGCAGUACCAUAACAAGGCACACCUUUUGAACAUCCCAAGCUGGAACUGGAAGGAGGGAGAUGAUGCCAUUUGCCUUGCAGAGCUGAAGCUCGGGUUCAUCGCCCAGAGCUGCCUGGCUCAGGGCCUCUCCACCAUGCUGGCCAACCUUUUCUCCAUGAGAUCCUUCAUCAAGAUUGAGGAGGACACGUGGCAGAAGUAUUACCUUGAAGGAGUAGCCAAUGAGAUGUACACAGAGUACCUGUCCAGUGCCUUUGUGGGUUUAUCCUUCCCAGUAAUUUGCGAACUCUGCUACGUGAAGCUAAAGUUACUACUGAUAGCUAUAGAGUAUAAGUCUGAUCAAAGGGAAAGCAGCACCCUGAUCAAUCCUGGAAACCACGUUAAAAUGCAGGAAGGGACUUUGGGCUUCUUCAUUGCCAGUGAUGCCAAAGAAGUAAAGAGAGCUCUGUUUUACUGUAAGGCCUGUCACGAUGACAUAACUGAUCCCAAAAGGAUAAAAAAAUGUGGAUGCAAGAAAUCCAAGACGGCCGCCUACAAGAAAAUGAGACUGGCAUGUUGUUUUGAUUGCGGCCGCUCAGAGCGGGACCGCUCAUGCAUGCCGGUUAAUGUGCGUUGUAACUUGGACUCCCCUCAACGGGACAUCCCACUCGCUGCUGUCUCUGUUAAUGAUUGCUCAGCCACAUUACGUGCCUCUAAAAAUAGCUAUAAUGGAUAUAUCAAAUCAAUUGAAGAAGACCAACAGUCAGCACUAUCGCCCAAAAAGAAGCAACGUAAUGGAGGCAUGAGGAACUCUCCAAACUCCUCACCCAAGAUAAUGAGACACGACCCGCUCCUUAUCCCAGGCAACGAGCAGAUUGAGAGCAUGGACGAGAAUGUAAAGAAAUACGACUCCACAGGGAUGUUUCACUGGUGCCCAUCCAAAGACAUCGAGAAGGUCAUCCUGACCCGGAGUGAAGCAGCCAUGACUGUUCUGAGCGGUCAUGUUGUUGUGUGCAUAUUUGGAGACGUCAAGUCAGCAUUGAUUGGUCUCCGAAACUUCGUAAUGCCUCUGAGAGCAAGCAACUUUCACUACCAUGAGCUGAAGCACAUUGUGUUUGUCGGUUCACUUGAGUAUCUAAAGCGGGAGUGGGAAACUCUCCAUAAUUUCCCCAAAGUCUCCAUUCUGCCAGGCACACCGUUGAGCAGGGCAGAUCUGAGGGCUGUCAACAUCAACCUCUGCGACAUGUGUGUCAUUCUGUCAGCCAAUCAGAACAAUAUUGACGAUGCAUCACUACAGGACAAGGAAUGCAUCUUGGCGUCACUCAACAUCAAAUCCAUGCAGUUUGACGACAGCAUUGGGGUCUUGCAGGCCAAUUCUCAAGGUUUCACACCACCAGGGAUGGACAGAUCUUCUCCUGAGAACAGCCCAGUCCACGGAUUAGUAAGGCAGACCUCAGUGACGACUGGAGCUAAUAUUCCCAUCAUAACAGAACUAGCACCAUUAGCAAAGCAGGGCAAAAAACUGCCUGUGAUUUCAUUCAGUCAGGAUAAAAGCUGUGGGACCAGCAUACAAAUGAUAACUGAGCUGGUAAAUGACUCAAACGUUCAGUUCUUGGACCAAGAUGAUGACGACGACCCCGACACAGAGUUAUACCUCACCCAGCCUUUUGCCUGUGGGACAGCCUUCGCAGUCAGCGUGCUGGACUCCUUAAUGAGUGCAACAUACUUCAAUGAUAAUAUCCUCACCUUGAUCCGGACACUGGUAACAGGCGGGGCUACACCAGAGCUGGAGGGGCUGCUGGCAGAGGAGAAUGCAUUACGAGGCGGCUACAGCACCCCGCAGACCUUGGCGAACAGGGACAGGUGUCGCGUGGCACAGCUGGCCUUGUACGACGGGCCCUUUGCUGACCUCGGGGAUGGUGGCUGCUAUGGUGACCUCUUUUGUAAAGCCCUAAAAACAUAUAACAUGUUGUGUUUUGGUAUCUAUCGGUUACGAGACGCACAUCUAAACACACAAAGCCAGUGCACCAAACGGUAUGUCAUCACCAAUCCGCCGUAUGCAUUUGAGCUGGUGCCCUCAGACCUUAUAUUCUGCCUGAUGCAGUUCGACCACAAUGCUGGUCAGUCUCGAACCAGCCUCUCUCACUCUUCACAUUCAUCCCAUUCUUCAAGCAAAAAGAGCUCCUCCGUCCACUCUAUCCCAACCACCAACCGCACCAACCGCAUCAAAAGCAGGGACUUACGAGACAAACAAAAUGCAACAAGGAUGAAUAGAGUGGGCCAAGAAAAGACAUGGUUUACAGAUGAGCCAGAGAAUACCCACCUGAGGACCAUACAGAUCAAGCCUGUGAAUACUCUCGCCAUCAACCAAGUCAGUCAGAAUAAAUCCACGAGCAGCUUGAUUCCACCCAUCAGAGAAGCCGAGGAUGAGUGCUGAGCUCCAGACUCAUGCUGACACCUGGAUGCCUGGGACUCCCACAGGAAUUAUUGUGUAGGUGUCAGUUUGGAACUUGGGAUGUCUCAUCUAAAAAAAUAAACACUGCUUUCUUCCUUCACCUCUAAGCUUAUUAAAAACCAUGAGGACAAUUGUUGUCAAAUAUUGCCACCACUCACACACUAUUAGUUUGCACAGCUUCUCUUUAGGAGUGACCAGACUCCAUAACAUUGUUUUGUUCCAUUUUUGGAGAAUGAGGGUCGCUUAAUAAGAGCAAUUUAGAUAACUAUUACUACUAAAAGAGGUGAUUAUCAUUACUGGACAAGAGUUGAAAAUUAUAAAAGUUGCCUUUUUUCUGUCCAUGAACAACUAUAACCACUGCAUUUAAUUCACCCUGAGUUGCAGAGUUAUUCUGUACAGUGUGUUAAAAUGUGUUUUACAUUCAGCUGCAGUCCCUACUGCAAUGGCAUUGCUGGUGACUCUCAGUGAUUUCUUUGCCAUUUGGAGCUAAUUCACAACAUUUGUGACAGUUAUGAUGGCCAGUGUCCAUUUGUAAAUGGCAUUUGGCUCCAGCCUUAUCUCUAUUAAUUUAUAUUUGUCUUAUCUUUGCCUUUUCAAGUUUAUAAAUGUUUUCAUGUUACUCAUUUACUCUUUUUUUUUUUUUUUGUCCAAAAACCCCAUACAUUUCUCCAACGGUUAUAUUGCUUGGAGGGUUGCUUUCUUUCUUUUAGAUCAAUAGCCAAAUAUGAUAGAGCUGUUUUGCUGCCAAUUUGUCACACCAUUUGUAAACAAGACAACAGCCAGCUACUCUGACAGAGCAUAUUUAAGUCUUUAGGUGAGUUGAAUUUGAAAGCCACAUAUCGCAUGAAGUGGGCACCUUUAAGUCCUCCUUUGGCUGUGAGCACUGCCUGACACAGGAUUGUCCUGGAGGCCAUCACGAAACUUGAAUGUACUCCAUGACCAAUCUUAAUGCCAUAAUCACAGCUUUUUGUAGAUACAUGAAAAACAGCUCUAUCAUAAAAUUGAUGUUGGCUAUUUUUGUGUUUAGACUGCACUUUGCUGGUAAACCACUUUGGUGAAUGGUUACUUAUCUUGCAUAUCCAUAAAGCAAACAAUUCACAGCUUUGGUGUAGAGGCACAGGAUGCAGAGCAUGGUUGAUAUGAAUCAUGUCUUAUUUAAAUAAUGGAACAUAGCUAUAUUGGCACUGUUGUCACUUUAUGUCAAGAUUAAUGAGGGGGAAGGAAACAAGGGACUGGGGGUGGGGGGGGGGGGGGGGGGGGGGGGGGGGGGCAGUCCAUGUAAUUCUCAAACCACAGAUGAUACAUUAUAGUCCAGCCUAGGAUUCAUGAUGAAUGUCAGAGAAAAAGAAAAGCAAGGAAAAAGCAAAGGUUGUGACAAUUUUACUGGCACAGAGAACAUCCAAUCUGUCCAUUUCUGUGUCAG
Melanotaenia boesemani (Boeseman's rainbowfish) is the source of this 6055-nucleotide messenger RNA. RefSeq names its product calcium-activated potassium channel subunit alpha-1-like. Bases 793 to 4614 code for a protein of 1273 amino acids. Lineage: Eukaryota; Metazoa; Chordata; Actinopteri; Atheriniformes; Melanotaeniidae. Gene Ontology annotation, cellular component: postsynaptic membrane. The record is from RefSeq and is a predicted model, not a curated record. Gene Ontology annotation, molecular function: large conductance calcium-activated potassium channel activity. Gene Ontology annotation, biological process: potassium ion transport; transmembrane transport. The transcript is spliced from 32 exons.